Messenger RNA from Exaiptasia diaphana, 405 nucleotides. RefSeq lists its product as uncharacterized. The record is from RefSeq and is a predicted model, not a curated record. Lineage: Eukaryota; Metazoa; Cnidaria; Anthozoa; Actiniaria; Aiptasiidae.
CUCGUGCCGAGAGUAUCUUCGCUAAAUAUCGCAAUAGGGAAUCAACUACAAGUAAUGCAACUGAGUCAAACAGCUCACUAUCUUCCACUCCCACGGGUUCUGUUUUUCACUCAUCGUCGAGCUCGACAUUUUCUGCCAGAAAAGAUGACCAGCCWGUGACGUCCACCCCUGCUCAGUCACGUGGGACAUCACGUGAUUAUUUAGUCACUCGCAUGUGCUCCCAGCUUCUCUCCAACUCACUAGCAUCCUUACAAGAAAAUUCCGACCCGUUUUUGAAUCCAAUGCACGAAAAGAUACUGUCUGAUGCUCAAAAUCUUAAAACCAAUUUAUCAGCCAUCAAACAUGACAUUCAACAAACGGACGAUACUUCAGACGAGAAAGGUUGGUAAGAAUAGAAGAUUUGAA